AUAAAAACCUACAGACUGACGUAGAAAAUUCAAUCAAAAGUCUUACCUGAAGAUGCGAAGUGCCUGCAAUCAUUUUUGAAAAUGUUUGAAUAUAUGACAAUAUUUAGAGUGGUUUUGUUAAUUGUAGUUCCAAGGAGCAUUAAUUCUCUGGAAUGCUAUUCUUGCUCGGACGUUUCUGACAUUGAAAGUUGUCUCAAUACUUCUUUCUGCAGUAUUGGACAGUCAUGCGUUACCAACUCCGUAACAUCCGGACAGAUUACUAAGUUUACAUUGGGGUGUAUCGAAAAUCAGCAAUGUGGAACCUUGUCAAGUGGAGCCUCAGGACUAGUUGGUCGUGAUAUUAGCGUUCGCAGUACAUAUUGUCACGAAUGCUGUAGUACCGAAAGAUGUAACAAUCAGCUGUGCCUUCAUCACAAACCUACAACCUGCAUCGAUGAUGUGAAAGUUGAUUGUGCGUACAUGAAUGCCAUGUUUAAUAUUUGUCAAGACACUGUCCACUCGAAGAACGUGUGCCCAAAGUUCUGUGGUUUGUGUACUUUGGUUGACGGUAACUGGGCAGAAUGGUCGCAAUGAUCUGAAUGUGACGUGACCUGUGAAACCGGCAUCCAGACAAGAAAAAGGACUUGUACCAAUCCAGCCCCAGCUAACCAGGGCCUCGACUGUGUUGGAAAUGACACCGAUACAAAACCGUGCGUCAUACAGCCAUGUCCAAUACAUGGCGGUUGGACAAAAUGGUCGGAGUGGGAGGCCUGUUCCGUUACAUGCGAUACCGGCAUUCAAAGAAGACAUCGUAACUGCUCUAAUCCAUAUCCCUCUCGAUUUGGUAACCAUUGCUUUGGGGAUACAAUGGAUGACAGAAUUUGCAUGGCCGGAACGUGUGCCAGUAAGCAUCUGCAGCAUUUGAAUGUUUUACCAAAGCCAUUACUUUUACAUAAAAGUACGGUGUCUAUCAAGUUGAAAGUACAUGCUUAAAAGUCAUAUAACAUCAUCUGAUGUAUCUGUUGAAUAGAUAUUUAUCGCAUUUAUUAGUUGCACGUUACCAAGUAUUGUGUAAAGGGAGUCGAAAAUCUUUUUGUUGAAUUAAAGUCACCGACCUCCAGAUUUUUGCUAAAAAGUCUUUCUUUAAAAUUACAGUUUGUUCAUAUGAACAUUAGAAUAUGAGUUUUUUUUUGUUUCUUAACUAUCUUAAAAUGCCAAAUCAAGAAAACGAAGAUGACCGCCUCGGGAAUCGUACAUGGGUCGCCGCGACAAUAGAAAGUUUUCCGCUGUUUUUAUCAAUACUACCACGGGGAAUUACGUGUUGUACAGGUUAAUAUGAAUAUUAAUACUAAGGCAGUUUACCUCGAGUAAAGCGUUAAAACUUCGUUUCGAUUUUCAUUGUAAAGAUUAGAAAAAAAAAACAUCUUAUCAUGUGUUUCCAUAACAGAUUGUCUCUCAUUAAUUAAGUUUAUGCUGAAAAUAUAGCAUUUUUCUGAUUUUUGUUGUCGUACUAUCUGGAGGCCAGUGCCUUUAAAGUAAAACAAUUAUCAAGUUUCUACAAAGCUCAUUAUGCAUGUUAUAUUUAAAAUUGAUUAAAUCGUUGGACUGCUAAAAAAAUAGUAGAUGUGUACUUCUAAAGGUGACUUUUGUAAAUAAUCAGGUCUUUAAGUCAUGUAUACAAGAGAUUUAUUGCCGACGCAAGCGGUCUAAAAUGACAUGGUUUAGAAACGUGCAGAAUGACAUUAAUUAUAGUGUAGAUAGUGGUUAUUUUUUACGGAAGAGCAUUAGUGCCAGGUGUAUUUUAUUUAUUAACUCGAACUUUGGAGUUACUAAGUCGAAAUUUCGAGUUACUUACUCGAAAUUUCGAUUCACUAACUACAAUAGUUUACGUUGAUGUAUAGGACUUUGCCAACAUUAGGUACCUGAGGUAUAUCCACCGGGUAGCUGUACGGGGUCAUAUAAUUAAGAUGACCGGGCAGCGUUUGCUCAUGUUAAUUUAUUUAUUUAUUUUGUUGGGUUAAACGUCGCAUCGACACAAUUAUUUAGGAGUCUGAACAAGAUCUUGUACCUGGACAGAUCUAGAUAUUUAGGAGAAAUCACAGAAGUUGACCGGGAAGUAUUCAAACUUAGAAUAUUUCACUAUUUUGACCAUAGCUGGAAGGUUUUCGACCUUGUUCGAGCCUUACCACCUGAACAUACUAUACAUGUGAAUGAAGAUCUGGAUACAGUUUGAAAUCUGGGGUAGCUCUAGAGGCUAUGGUAGGUCAUACAUUGAUGUAUGAUAGUGUAUGUUCCAGUCCCUAUAUGUUCGGAACAAUAUAUGCAUGUAUAGAUAGAUGAUUCCACUUCGAACAGUCAAAAGUCGUCCAUUACACUUUUGGCCUUUGACGGACGGACCAACGUUAAACUUUUGCUGAUAAAAGGGCAAAAUAGUAACACGAAAUUUCGAGUCAAUAAUACGAAAUUUAUAGUACGUAACGUAACUCAAAAAUUCGACUUUUUAACUAGAAAUUCUGAGUUAGUAAAUUUCGAGUUAAUAAAAAACGUACCUGGCACUAAUGCUCUUCCGUAAAUUUUAGAGCAGGGUUAAUGAAAAUACAGAUAUUUGCAUAUUCACAUAUUUAUUAUUAUUUUACAAUAUUAUGCAGACAGUAUAUUUUCUUUUACGUGGGACAGUCAUUCAAUUCCCGGUCGGUUAUGCUUUAAAACGUUAUAUGCAAUAGCAGAUUAUGAACGAAUUCGAACUAUUUCUAGUUAUAUGCAGAUUUUUUUCUGACUACAUGUAUGUGGGUAAAGGUAGCUAAAAGCUCCUAAAGUCACGCAAUAUUUUCGCUGAAGAACUCGUGCACAUUUCCCGAUACAAAGCUAAUAACCUAUAAAUAUGCAAUAGUUCAUAAAGUACUACGCGUCCGCAGACAGAAUUUUCAUAUUUAGAAAACUGUUCUACCAAACGUAUUUUUGCAGUCUCAGGUAAAAAAAAAAACAUCGUAAAAUUGUUUUUUU
This is a messenger RNA of Mercenaria mercenaria, 2982 nucleotides long. RefSeq lists its product as uncharacterized. The transcript has 8 exons. The record is from RefSeq and is a predicted model, not a curated record. The coding region runs from base 82 to 573 and encodes 163 amino acids. NCBI's taxonomy places the organism in Eukaryota, Metazoa, Mollusca, Bivalvia, Venerida, Veneridae.